AUGUCUCCGCCGGCUGGAGAAAUGGGUAGCACCUCAACAAACAACAUCCCCCGCUGGCUCCAAUUAGCAUCCAGCGCAGACCAUAUUGAUAGUUCCCUGAGCUUACUCCAGGCUCGUGAGCGUACCCGGAAUAACGCUCGUAAGGCCACGCGGCCGCAAGUAUUGCCUUCGCGAGUUCGCCAGGUUCUAUCGCCCUCUGCUAGCAAUGAGCUCUCCAAAUAUUACUCUAUCUCCGUUGGCGCUAACCCAGACAACUUGUGGGGAAAUCGUUACUCAAAUAUCGAGCCUUAUGAUCGAACUCGCGUUAUCGUAGGGGGCGCUGUAGGUGCACUGGCAGAUGGCAGCGUGAACAGCACAGUUGCUUCUCUCGAUGGCAGAUAUUUCAAUGGUAGCUGGGUGCGGGAGUUGUUUGGUGGAAAGUGGUGGAUCGCAACCCAGGCACCCCUGCCACAAACCUCUCAUGUAUUCCUAAGCGCCUUGCUCCAGCCGAUACAUCGUCCCAUGACCUUAGACUCUGCAACAUCGCCCCCGAUACCAAGUAGAGUGCGUACUGUUGUACAGCUCACUCAGAACUUCGAGAGUGGAAGACGAAAAGCAGAUGCAUACUUUCCUUCUAAACCUGGUCAGUCGUUCAUCGUGCCGCCGGAACGAGGUUGCACUGCUCCAUCGUUGCAAGUUACUUUACUGGAAAGCCGGACAUUGAAGGAGUCACGCUGCAUCCAAAGCAAACUUAAGGUAUCCAUUCCUAUCCUCCAAUCCAAUCAGGAUCGUGCCCAGUCGGUGAUUUUUACUCACAUGCUGUAUGCGGCAUGGCCCGAUCAUGGCGUUCCAGAAGAGGAAGACAAAGAGAGUUUGCUAUCUUUUCUGCGGCUCGUUGAUGAAACGAACAAAAAUACUUCCUCUCAGGAUGCUGUGUCGGAUCCUGACCCCCCUAUCAUGGUGAAUUGCUCCGCAGGGAUUGGACGCACUGGAUCGUUCGUUGCCAUCUCGUCUUUGUUCAGGGCGUUUGGUCUAUUUAAUAUGUCUUCGCUGUCUGCAUCAUUACCCAGACCGCUGAUCAAGUACCCGCAUACCCUACCCCAGUCGCCCCUAGGACCGCUUCCCAAGGAAUUUGAAGAUGAUCCCGUUGCUCAGGAGGUUGAUUCGCUGAGGGAGCAGAGACCGGGUAUGGUGCAAAGGGAGGAGCAGCUCGUAUUGAUAUAUGAGCUUCUAGUGCAAGCAUAUUCGCGCAGAGGAGCAUGUUGAGCCGACACGAUUCGCAGAGCGCUCUGCUCGGUUAAGGCUGUUACUAAUAAUGGAGAGACUGGAACGUUUUGACAAGCUUGUAGGUUGUAUGGAUCAAUAUUCAGCUGUCAGAGUAUGGCUGUGUAUAGUACCUGGUUACUAGUACCACGUUUUGGGACCCAAAAGCUGACAUGUAUUUCUCUCGGAUUCAUGAUCAUGAUGCCUAUGCUGGCACUGUUCCAAAUGCAGGCUCAACACCAAGGGCCGGAGCUCCGGCUCUU
Molecule: messenger RNA, 1505 nt
Organism: Serpula lacrymans var. lacrymans S7.9
Lineage: Eukaryota; Fungi; Basidiomycota; Agaricomycetes; Boletales; Serpulaceae
Exons: 2
Coding region: 1-1245 (414 amino acids)
Biological process (GO): protein dephosphorylation
Molecular function (GO): protein tyrosine phosphatase activity
Source: RefSeq, a predicted model, not a curated record